GGGGAAAGUUUAAGAUAUUUAUUCGAUGUGUCAUCACAGUGAAUUUAAGGCAAAUGACGCUAUACCCUUAAGUAAUGGGUCCAGCAAUGUCAUGUCUACAUAAAAAUCAAAACUUAUUGUUGCCUAUCCACAACAAAAAUCCGUCCCUUACAAAAUAUAUUAGCGAAUUUGAUCAAGUUCACGUCUCCACCCAGUCUGUGUCCAGGAUGUCUGCUGAAAGCAUAUGUGAUCAGAAAAAGGGAAGUUUUCAACAAGUCGAUUUGGUUGGAGCAAUAGAACGCAAUGACAUAGAUGCUGUCGUAGACCUGAUCAACAACUAUUCGUUAGAAAGCUGGGGUGAUGUUUCCAAUUAUGUGACCAACAACUAUAGAAUUCACAACCCCAUGGAGACUGCUUGUAAUUUGGGACGCACAAAUAUUAUUCACAUAUUCUUUGACAACGGAUGCAGCGCUAAUCUGCCAACAAGCUCAGGUCGUUUGAUUCAUACUGUGUGUAAAAAUAUACAGACCCGAAAAAUUAAUAUAGAAGAUGGUCGCAAACUCCUUAAAUUGAUGUGUCAUCAGAAUAAUUGUAAUGUGAAUAUAAAAGACAUCCAUCAUAAAACACCAAUAUUGUAUGCAUGUGAAAUUGGAGACAAGGAAAUUCUAGAAAUCCUGAUGUCUGUCUCUGAUCCAGAAAUCCUUAAAUGCAAAGACCUUCCAAAUGGAUUCACGCCACUCCAUAUGUCAACCAUGAAAAGUGACCUAGAGUGUGUAUCAGUUAUUCUAAAGCAUUUACCAGAGAAAAAUUUUAUUAACAUUCAGGAUAAUAGGGGCAGAACCCCCCUUCAUUUGUCUUUGAUUUCAAUGUGCAAAACCCUUCAAUAUAUGAAUGAAAUAGCAUUAGAUUCAUUAGAGUCUGAGAAAACUUUACAGAGAGAACAAAUAAGUAAGCUAAAACUUAUUCAGGAAAAUUCAAUUUCUGUUGUAGAACUUCUUUUAUUACAUGGAAGUGAUCCAAAUUGCUAUUUGCAUAAUGGAAGACUUUCGCCAGUUCAUUCCAUUGGUGAAGAUAUGCCACUUUACCUUGCUAUGUCACUGGUUGCAAAUGAUCAAACAGCAGACUUCCUCUAUGGAGAUAAAUCAAAGUCCUCAACUGCAGUGCAACCUUUCUUGUUUUCCUCAGUGCCAAAUAAUAAUCUAAAGCCUUCCUCUUAUUCAUCUCUUGUGAGACUUCUUAUCUUGUUUGGUGCUAACCCCAAAGAAAGCAAAGAUCUAUGGUUAACUUCCUUCCAAGAUGAACCUUCUGUGAAUCCUCUGAUAGAGGAGGUGUUUUCUUACAUUGAGAACAAAGGUUGUGGUCCCAAUAAACUUUUUCAGUUGUGUAAACAAGUGAUUAGACUCCAUCUGACUAAAUCACAGAGUCUCCAUAAAAUAGAUGAGCUUCCCUUACCUACUUCCAUGCAAGCAUAUAUAAGAUUUCAAUUUCUGUAA
Saccostrea cuccullata (small rock oyster) is the source of this 1472-nucleotide messenger RNA. Its product is annotated as ankyrin repeat and SOCS box protein 7-like. NCBI's taxonomy places the organism in Eukaryota, Metazoa, Mollusca, Bivalvia, Ostreida, Ostreidae. The transcript has a single exon. Bases 75 to 1472 code for a protein of 465 amino acids. Gene Ontology annotation, molecular function: protein binding. The record is from RefSeq and is a predicted model, not a curated record.